CACUUGAGCAUUCGUCAGUCUCUUGGGAAUCUGCUCUGUAGGUCUGAAUUUCGGGCGAGCGGCCCAGGGAUUCCUUGUCCGUCCCAUCAAUUCCUUCCGCCUUCACGAUUGCUCCCUCUCUUGAGAACCGACUCCGCGUGGUUAGUCGUCCGCCUUGUGUCAUCCAUCACCUUCCGCUUCCACGCCUCGACCUUUUUCAUCCCCUUUCCGACUCAAGCAAUUGCCAGUCAGGGCGCAUCAGCGUUCGCUGCUGAGCGCUUCCUACCCACGGAGUGAAACGACAAACGAGGACGAAGAGCAGCAAGUCUCCGUCUGCAUGUAUUCCUUGUCAUCGCCAGCUGGGCUCGUGUAGUCGCGCUUGCGGUUUUCGUGAAGUUUCGUUAAGUUUCGUUCAGUUUCGUUCAGAUCAGCCUGAACUGAGCCAUGGGUCCCCGCGCGGCUAAUCAGCCCAGCAACACCAUAGCGGUCGCGACCGUGCUAAUCCUUAUCGGAACAUGGCUUCUAACCAGACCAGGGAGCGACAAGACCUCCCGCUCCCCCGACUCGGCGGGCGCGGUGACGGGCAGCAUGCUGCUCCCCGCGAUCCCCGACUCGUUCCCGCUGUGCGACGCGGUGCGCGACGACUACAUCCCGUGCCUCGACAACACCAAGGCGAUUAAGAAGCUGCGCACCACGAAGCAGUACCAGCACCGCGAGCGGCACUGCCCCAAACCGCAGGAGAUGCCGCGCUGCGUCGUGCCCAUGCCCGACGGGUACAAGCCGCACGUGCCAUGGCCCGAGAGCCGCGACCAGAUCUGGUUCAACAACGUGCCGCGCACGUCCCUAGCCAACUACAAGGCCGACCAGAACUGGCUCAAAGUCCAAUCGGACCGCUUCAUCUUCCCCGGCGGCGGCACGCAGUUUAAGUACGGCGCCGCGACGUACAUCGCGUGGCUGGAGCAGGUUCUCCCCGAGCUCGCGUGGGGCCGCCACGUGCAGGUCGCGCUCGACAUGGGCUGCGGCGUCGCGAGCUUCGGCGCGUACCUGGACGCGAUGAGCGUUAAGGUGCUGUCCGUGGCGCCCAAGGACGAGCACGAGGCGCAGGUGCAAUUCGCGCUGGAGCGCGGCGUCCCCGCGCUGGUCGGCGUCAUGGGCACGCUGCGCCAGCCGUUCCCCGCGAACUCGUUCGACGCCGUGCACUGCGCGCGGUGCCGCGUGCCGUGGCACGCCAACGGCGGGAUGCUUCUGCUCGAGCUUAACCGCCUUAUCCGCCCCGGGGGGUAUUUCAUCUGGUCUGCCACGCCCGUGUGCCUCGACUGCAAGGCGUUCGAGCCGGACGACCGGCAGGUGUGGGCGACGAUGGAGGAGCUUACAGCGCGUAUGUGCUGGACGCUGCGCGCCAAGCGCGUGAACUCGACGUUCGGGAUAGGAGUGGCAGUGUGGCAGAAGCCCACGGACAACCGGUGCUACCGCCACCGCCCUAGCAACUCGUCGCUUGCGCCGCUGUGCUCUAUCGCGGACGAGCCCGACGCUGCGUGGUACGUGCCCAUGCAGUCGUGCAUGCACCGCGUGCCCAUGGACCGCGACUCGCAGCACGGCUCGCAGUGGCCCGCGGACGGCGCGGAGCGGCUCACCGCGGAGCCCGUGUGGCUGGACGGCGCGGCGGAAGCGAUGGAGAGCCGCACGGUGGCGGAGGAGGAGGAGGUGUGGGAGGAGUUUAACGAGGCCAGCGCGAGCGGCAGCAGUGGCAGCAGCGGUGGUGGCAGUAGCAGCUUCAUUUUCAGCAGCAGUAGUAGCAGCAGUGAGAGCAGGGGCGUGGAUGAGAGGCUACAGCUGCGGCUACAGCUGCAGCAGGAGAGGAUUGGCGGCGGGGAUGGGGAGUGGGAUGGGGGUAGGAGGAGGGGCGCGGGAGAUGGGUAUGGGUACGGGGGGUAUGGGGGGUUUGAGAAUGAUACGGAGAGGUGGCAGCGGGUGCAGCGGACGUAUGAGCGGCGGAUGGGGUUCGACUGGAGCACGAUUCGCAAUGUGAUGGACAUGGAUGCUCGCAUGGGAGGGUGGGGAGCAGCGCUAGCAGGCACGGGCAAGCCCCUAUGGACACUCAACGUGGUGCCCACGUCGCGCCCGGACACUCUUCCCGCGGUGUUUGAGCGCGGGCUGCUGGGCGUAUACCACGACUGGUGCGAGUCGUUCUCCACGUACCCGCGCACGUACGACCUGCUGCACGCGGACCACCUGCUCUCCCACCUCAACAAGAACCACCGCCGCGGGUGUGACAUUGUGGAUGUGAUGCUGGAGAUGGAUCGCAUGCUGCGGCCCAUGGGGUAUGCCAUUAUCAGAGAGACCAACGCCACAGCCGCUGUGGUGGAAACAGUGGCAGAGGCACUACAUUGGGAGGCAGUUGACAGUUACAAGCGUAACACUGACGAUACUGUCCUCGCGUUUCAAAAAACCAUGUGGAGGCCUGUGCUACAGGCCAGGGAGGAGUGAGACCGGCUUGGGAGGAGCUAGACCGGUUUGGGAGGCCCAUGUUAGGUUAGAGCUGACAGUGAAGCAGGGUGUCUGUGAAUGUGGGGUUUACAGCUAACAUGAUGUUAGAUGUCGCUAUGAAUCCAUUACACUCGGAGGUGAAGCAAUAAAUACAUGAGCAUCCC
Closterium sp. NIES-67 is the source of this 2630-nucleotide messenger RNA. The record is from the annotation of a GenBank genome assembly. NCBI's taxonomy places the organism in Eukaryota, Viridiplantae, Streptophyta, Zygnematophyceae, Desmidiales, Closteriaceae.